AUGCUUUGUGGGAUUGCCCGGGGAUUUGGAAAGGUGCUGGUGAGUAGGUUCCCCUCGUCAACAGCCCGGCGAAGGCAUCUGUUGGCCAACAACUGCUCUAUCUUGGCCUCCAGGAGCUACACGCUGGACAACGGACCCAAGGUGAAGUCGGAUCAUCGCUCGGGAACGAUGGUUGAAGUGGCCCGCAUCAUCCGCGAGCAAUCCGGCGUGGAUGUGGGCUACCAUGCCAUUCCCAAGCCCCGGGAUCACCUGCUGCAGCAUCAGCCGAAGAGAGAGGAACUCCCGUCCAGAACCAUGCUGGAUUCCCACACCACUGCCAUUCUGCCCCUGAGUUCCAGCGAGCUGAUCCGCGAGAGCUACGUGAAUCACCUGGGCAGGGUGAGAUUGGGUCGCAUUAUGGAGGAACUGGACAUGUUUGCGGUGUGGAUCUGCCAUCGCCAUGUCAAGCUGCCCAAGCUGCCGAAAGGAGUGCCUCUGCCCUACACCUUCGUCACCCUGCUGGUGGACAAGGUGGAGUUCACCAACCUGGAGCGGCUGCAGGUGGACCAGGACAUCGAGAUCAGUGGCCACAUCUCGUGGGCCGGUCGCAGUUCCAUGGAGAUCACCAUCUAUGUGAAGCAGUUGGCACCUGGAAGCUCGGAAUACAUCGACGUGACCAAGGCCAUCUUUGUGAUGGUGGCCAGAAACGCCACCAACACGGGAGCGGCGCCCAUAAAUCCCCUGGAGAUUGGCGACGCCACCGAGCAGCUCAUCUGGGAGCAGGCGGAGAAGCGGCAGCAGCAGCGCAAAUCCUCCGCCAUGGAAUCGGUGCUCAAUUCGCCGCCCAGGGAGUACGAGCAGACCAUCAUGUACGAGAUUCUCAAGCGGACCACGCCCACGAACAGCAUGGAUCUCAACAAGCGCGUCCUGCCGCCGAAGUGCCGCUGGAUGGAGGACUCGCUGCAGACGACGAUGAUCGCCCCGUUCCCGGAGAACCGGAAUGCCCAGAACACCAUCUUCGGCGGCUACCUGAUGCGCCAGGCCGUCGAGAUCAGCUUCAUCAUGGCCAGCAUCUACCUGGGCGACCGGCCCAUCCUCAAGUGCAUCUCGGACAUCAGCUUCAUGCACCCGGUGCACGUGAACCGGUUCCUCCAGCUCACCGCCUACGUGGUCUACGCCGCCCAGAACUACGUCCAGCUGAUGACGGUGGCCCAGAUUUGGGACGCCAAGAGCGGCAAGGUGCAGACCACGAAUGUCUUCUACCUGACCUACAGGGCGGACAAGGUGCUGGACGAGGUGCUCCCGCGAUCCUACCGAGAAAUGCUGUGGUACGUCCACGGCAGGCGGAAGCUGCUGGCCGCCCUGAACCUGCAGCCGGAGCUCCCGGAUCCCAUCGACGUGCCCAAGGAGAAGGAGAAUAACAUCUGCACUUAAGAUAGUUGGUAGUUAUAGAAUUUCUUAAUUUGUAGCUGGUUAGAUUGAAAUAAAAUGAAAAUUUUGGAAA
Molecule: messenger RNA, 1483 nt
Organism: Drosophila takahashii
Lineage: Eukaryota; Metazoa; Arthropoda; Insecta; Diptera; Drosophilidae
Product: acyl-coenzyme A thioesterase 9, mitochondrial
Biological process (GO): acyl-CoA metabolic process
Cellular component (GO): mitochondrion
Molecular function (GO): fatty acyl-CoA hydrolase activity
Source: RefSeq, a predicted model, not a curated record